This is a messenger RNA of Trichobilharzia regenti, 636 nucleotides long. Lineage: Eukaryota; Metazoa; Platyhelminthes; Trematoda; Strigeidida; Schistosomatidae. The record is from the annotation of a GenBank genome assembly.
AUGGGUCGUUGGGUCUUCGCCGUGUUAUUCCUAUGUGUGGCGUCCUCAGAAAGUCUAUAUUUCCAUAUGAAGGAAACCGAAGAACGGUGCUUUCUAGAAGAUGUUCCAGAAGAUACACUUGUAGCUGGAAAUUAUAAGUUGUUGGCUGCAAAAGGGAAGCAUUUUGAAAGGUCAAAAGACUUAGGGGUAAAAGUGAGGGUUACGGAUCCAAAUGACGAAGUUCUCCUUGACCGCGUGUACUCUUCUGAAGGUCGAUUUGUAUUUACUGCCCAUAGACCUGGUGAAUAUAAAAUGUGCAUAUCAUCCGACUCAAAUGCAUGGUUUGGAGGAUCACAACUGAGAGUACAUCUAGAUAUUGCAGUGGGUGACCAUGCUUUGAAUUAUCAAGAAAUAGCUUCUAAAGAUAGAUUAAAUGAUCUGCAGCUUCGAGUUCGUCAGUUAUUGGACCAGGUUCAAUCCAUAGCUAAAGACCAAAACUAUCAGCGCGUUAGAGAAGAACGCUUCCGCAGAUUGAGCGAAAGCACAAAUUCACGUGUAACUUGGUGGAGCGUAGGACAGUUGAUAUUGCUGAUCUUCAUUGGCUGUUGGCAAAUGCGUCACCUGCGAGCUUUCUUCCAGGCUAAGAAGUUGGUCUGA